AUGCAAGCCACAGAAGAUCCAGAGGAACAGGAAGACGAUCCGGAAGCUCUCAUUCGCAUCAGCCAGCCCAGUUUACAGGUAGAUUAUGACAUCCUGCUAUCCCCCACAUAUCAGGUCCCCGUCUUGUACUUCGGUCUGAGGUGGCACAACCAAGGUCCGCUCGGACUCGACGCCGUCUACCAAUAUGUGGUGCCAGAACAAUACAGGCAAGGAUUGAGGAGUGUAGGUGUCAUGGGUGGAAUUAGUAUGGGUGUAGGUGCAAGCUCCAACCUCGUGACAAGAGCUCACGUCUUCAUGCAGUAUCAUCCAGACUCUGGCGCCCCGACAUUUUUUGUCCACCCGUGCAACACGGCCGAUGCCAUGGCGCAUAUCGCUGACGCACAGAGUGUCACUCCUGGGUCAUACCUACUCAUCUGGCUCGGUCUGGUGGGUCAUUGCGUGAACCUGCACGUCCCACGCGAGAUUUUUGCUUAG
Penicillium antarcticum is the source of this 474-nucleotide messenger RNA. RefSeq names its product ATG3/ATG10 family protein. The transcript has 2 exons. The coding region runs from base 1 to 474 and encodes 157 amino acids. Gene Ontology annotation, molecular function: Atg12 transferase activity. Gene Ontology annotation, cellular component: intracellular anatomical structure. Lineage: Eukaryota; Fungi; Ascomycota; Eurotiomycetes; Eurotiales; Aspergillaceae. The record is from RefSeq and is a predicted model, not a curated record. Gene Ontology annotation, biological process: macroautophagy; protein lipidation; protein modification by small protein conjugation.